GUCCGGGCAAGAUGGAGGGAGGCAUUGCGGCGCUGGCGGCAGCGGCGGCGAUGCUGCGCUGAUGCCCAGACCGGCGGUGACGACCAUGCCGACUCCUCUUCUUCUCCUGCUGCUGCUGCUGCUGGUGAUGAUGAUGAUGAUGGUGUCAUCAUGGAGGAGCUCGACUCUGCUGCUGCCGCCGCUGCCGCUGCUCUAGGCGGACAAACAUGCCGAAGAGAGGCAACGGAGGGCUGCCUCUCCCCAGCGGGUGGGAGGAAGCGAGGGACUUUGACGGCAAAGUGUUCUACAUUGACCACAACACCAAGCAGACGAGCUGGAUCGACCCCCGCGACAGGCUGACCAAGCCGCUGUCGUUUGCCGACUGCAUCGGGGAUGAGCUGCCGUACGGCUGGGAGCAGGCCUACGAUCCCCAAGUUGGCGUCUACUAUGUCGACCACAUCAACAAGGUGACGCAGAUUGAAGACCCGCGGGCACAGUGGCGGGGCGAGCAGGAGGUGAUGCUCAAGGAGUACCUGGUGGUGGCCAAGGAUGCGCUGGACGCACGCUGGGAGAUGUUCCAAGUCAAGCAGCAGCGGCUGGCGCUGGCGCAGGAAGAGUACCAGCACCUGAGCUCCGUGUGGCAGGACAAGAGUGGCUCGCGCACCAGCUUGCAUUCUGGGUCCUCGGCAAGUACCAAAUACGACCCAGAUCUCCUGAAAGCUGAAAUCGCCGAAACAAAGGAGAGGGUGUCGAGGCUCAAGCGGGAGCUGGAGAACAUGACGCAGGAGCUCAACUACAAGGAGAAGGGCAUCGAGACCCUGCGAGAGAUCGACCGCAAGAUGGCCGAGAGCCAGGGCGGCUACAAGCUGGACGAGGCGCAGGCCAUCCUGAGCGAGCUCAAGUCGAUCCGGAAGGCCAUCAGCUCCGGCGAGAAAGAGAAACACGACCUCAUGCAGAGCCUCGCCAAGCUGAAGGACGGCUUCAAGCGGGAGGACGCGCGCGCCCAGCUGCGGGGCAGUCGCGGCUCUCUCCUCGUCAAUUCCGACCUCUCGCUGUCCAAGCCCUGCCUGGACGCCGGCUCGCAGACGGACAUCACCGGGGACGUGUUCAGCGGUGGCCGUGCCAAGCUGGCUGAGAAGGUGAAGCUCAACCUGCAGUACGACGAGGCCAAGCGCAGACUGGCCAACAUCCAGAUCGAGCUGGCCAAGCUGGAGGCGGAGGCUUGGCCCGGGGCGCUGGAGGCCGACCGCGACCGCCUGCUGCUGCUGGGCGAGAAGGAGGAGCUCCUGCGGGAGCUGCGCUACGUGAACCCGCGCAAGCGCUCGCGCGAGGAGGCCACGCGGCUCGAGGCGGAGCGCCACCGCCUGGAGGAGGAGCUGCAGGAGGCGCGCACUGCCAACACCGACGCGCUCACUCGCAGGUUACAACUCCAGGAGAAGAGGAACAACCUCCUACGGCAGCUGGAGGAUACCACGCGUCUCGCCUCCUACCUGCACACGCAGCUCAAGAGCCUCUCGGCGAGCACGCUGUCCGUGUCGUCGGGCAGCAGCCGCGGCUCGCUGGCGUCGAGCCGCGGCUCCCUCUCGGCCUCCAGCAAGGGCUCCCUGAGCUCGCUGAGCUUCACGGACAUCUACGGGCUGCCGCAGAGCGAGCCCGCUCACCCGCUGGCAGCCGCCUCCUCCUCCUCCUUCUCCUCGUCGCCAUCGUCCUCCUCGGGGCAGGACCUGCGGCGCCGCGUCGACGUGCUCCUCUACGAGGAGCGACCGCGGAAGAUGGGCCCCGGCGGCGCGGGCUCGGUGAUCCGCGAGACUCGCGAGUCGCUGGGCUCCUCCCUGUCCCCGCGCUCCUCGCUCUCCUCGCUCUCCCCCCCCGGGUCGCCGCUCGUCGUCGACUCCGGCUCCGCGUUUUCGGCCGCGGCGCGCGCCGUCGAGCUGGGCCCCGAGUACGCGGAGGAGGACGAGGAGGAGGAGGAGGAGGGCGACGGGGACGACCGCGUGGUCGCUCGCGUGCCCGGCUCCUUCCGCGAGCCGCAGCUCGGCAACCCCGGCAAGGCUCCCGCCGGCACGGCCGCUUCCGCAGGCAACGCCGCUCGGUGCGCCGGCGAUGCGGGGACGCAGCUCAGCACCAUCUCCGAGGCCGUUGCAGGCAUGAACAUGGCGGAGGACCACGAGGAAGCGCUGGCCGGGAGGAAAGCUCGCGGGGUCUCGGCUGCCGUCUCGGACGAAUCCGUGGCCGCCGACAGCGGCGUGUUUGAGGCGCCGGCUAAAAGGCCCGACGAGUCGGAGGAGGCGUUUUACGACGAAGAUAAAGCGACGUGCGGAGUUGCCGCGGCCCAGAUCCAGCUCGACAUGAGGUAUGACGCGGAGGAAGGCGUGUUCAUGGUUCACGUCCUUCAGCUCAAGAAUCUGCAGGCCCUUUGCAUCCCCGAUGGGAACAAAGUGGCGGUGCGUGCGGUGCUGCUGCCGUGCGGGGCCAGCGGGCGCGGCGCGCACACGAGCCCCGCGGUGCCCUGCGUGCCGGGCCUCUGCUGCCUCGGCUGGAGCUGCCGCGAGAGCGUUCCGACCGCGGGCGCGCUGCGCGCCAAGACGCUGAGAGUCGACGUCCACACCGUGGGCCCUCCGGAGCAGGCUCUGGGUAUGGCUCAGAUCAGCUUGGCCCACCAGAGCGUUCUGUUGUCUCCUGGAUGCUGGUACAACCUCCUGAGCCUGCAGGACCUGCAGGACCUGCAGGCAUCCGAGAGGCACUUCGCUGGACGCCCGAUGGGGCCCUCCCCCCUCGACAACGCUCAGGACACGCACGACGCCGUCUCGGCGCUGCUGGAGCGCACGACGGCACAUCUGGAGGCCGUCGAGAAGCAGCUCGCCAGGAAGGGCGACGACCCCCGGGUGGAGAUCAACGCCGAGGGCUGGUGCUGCCCUUCUCGAGAAAACUCCCCAUUCUCCGGAGCAGAGGGGAUCAUGGGCAGCGUGCGGGAAUUAGAAGAGGAGCUGGAGGAAGACGAUGAAGAGGAGGAGGAGGAGGAAGACGAGGAGGAGGAAGAGGAGGAGGGGCAGGAAGACGACAAGGAGGAGCCGGUGAGACUGGAGGAGCGAGGAAGAGGAGGGGGCCUCACUGCGCACGAGGAGGAGCUGGACGGGAUGCCCUUGGAGGAGACGCCGGGCGGUGUGGAUGAGAACAACAAGGUGGACAAGGAGACCAACACAGAGGGGCCUCUGCCCGAGGCGCCGAGCGUGCGGCCCAAGGAGCAACGCGGCAGCUGUGGAGCGGCGCACGCCAGCCCCUUCGUGCGGGGCAGCACCAUCGUGCGCUCCCAGACGUUCUCGCCCGGCGCCCGCAACCAGUACGUGUGCCGGUUAAACCGCAGUGACAGCGACAGCUCGGCAAUGCCCAAGAGGACGCCGUUCGUGAGGAAUGCGGUCGAGCGGAGGAGCCUUCGCGUCAAGCGGUCGGUGCUGAUGGUGCCGCGGGUGGAGGGGCCCGGGCGGACGUCGCUCGACCUGGAGCUGGACCUGCAGGCGUCGCGCGCGCGGGAGAGCCGUCUGGGCGACGAGCUGCGAGGCCUUCGCGAGCUCAAGCACCGCCUCGAGGAGGCCAAGGCGCACGGCCGCACGCAGCUGCCCGCCUGGGUCACCGAUGACGAACGCUUCCGCAACCUCCUGCGAGAGGCCGAAAAGCAGGCUGAGCAGACCUCGGCAGAACAGAGGCAAGAGAGGCGAGCGGAGAAGAUGCUCAAGAAGGCCUCCAAGGAGGUGUUCAGGCUCCGCGGGCAGAGCACGAAGGUUCCCCCCCAAGUCCAAUCCUUCCGGGAGAAGAUGGCGUUCUUUACUCGCACUAAGAUCGGCGUUCCUCCCUUCCCGGCCGACGACGUAUGAUCAACAGAAUUACGUUUUUUUUAUCAAGACAUUGCAAGCCUCGACUCUGUUUUCUGUGUAUCGGAUAAACCAAAAGUGAGACAACUUUUUGCAGCGGAAAAGCAUUACAUUUCUGUGUCUCCCAUAACCGUUGGGCAAUUGAGUUGCGGGUGUGUGUGUGUGUGUCUAUGGCGUAAAAAAGUGUAAUUGACCAGACCUGUUACACUUAAAUAAUAAUAAUUGUACAGUUUGUAUGUAUUUUAGACGUGUGUUAUUUUGAGAAGACACAGGGCCAAGUGUUUUUUUUUGGCGGGGGAUGUUAUCCAUUGAUUGUACAGUACUGUAUUCCAAUUUCUGUUUAAAAAAAUAAAUAAAAGCAAGAGAAUUCUUGUUUUAUUAUAAUAAUGAAAAAUGCUAAUGCGCUUUAAUGUCGCAAGACUGUGACCAAGUUCCAUUCAGUAUUGUUCAUUUUAAAAGAAAAGAUUAAAGAAGAAGACGAAGACUUUAAAAUACAGAUUGAAGGAUGCUCAGCUUUUAUUGGCAGUGCCUGUAGUUGAAGCCUUUUUAUGUCAACGUGUUCUCUGGCUUUUUGUUUUUCCCUGCACGUGGUCUACAAAGCACACACACACACACGUACACGCACACACGUACACACCACAACUACGCGCAGCUUUCCUCUUUGCAGUUCUGCCUUGAGGGUAGCUGCUGGCAUAAGCUGCCUUGAGGCAGAUUUGUUAUCUGGGAUGAUAAAGUCAAAAUAUUGUUUUUGUUUUCAUUGUUAACGUUAUUAUGUACGUGUUUUACGGUUUGCUUUAAAAGUGUGAGCCGAGUGUUGAGACUUUUCAUCACAAAUGCCCCAGGGGGAGUGGAGUGUCCCAUACAAUGUGGGUGCUUGGGGCAUUAAAACUAAAACCCCUCCGGGUUCUCAGAAGCAACCGCGUGUCAUCGUUUCCACCCGCGCGUGGGAUCGCCGACCAUCUGUGAGGUUGGAUGUGAAGGACUAAGGAUGCUGGGGGUUGCAUAACUUGUGGGGGCGUGUGGGUAAAUGGAAGUGUGCAAAUUAAAACCUAAACGGCACCCUGUGGCAUCCAGCGGUGUGUGCGAGUCGAGUCUGUGGAGGUGGAGCCGCUGGCUUCGUGCAUCACUUUUCAUACUGGCGGUCCGUGGAUCUUAUUUAUAACUUACGCCAGGCGUGCUUAAGUCAAAGGGGGCUGGUGACUUGCGGUUUUCACCUGGACGCAAGUGGGCGAGUGAUGCUUUAAACAAAAAUAAACCUGAGCGGACAAAGGCUGUCUUUCCAAAUUGGACCCGUCCCCAUGGCACUGCUGUCAGGCAGCUGCUACUGCUGCUGCUGGUGCUGCUGCUUGUCCCCCUCCUCCGGCACAAGAUGCACGGUUGUGGCAGUCGCUCUCAACGGUUCGGGUUCGAUUUUAUUUAAAACUCCAUCCAUGUACAAAACACGCUUGCGUUUCUCAAUAUUGUAAUGAGCUGGUAAUCUCAUAAAUAAGCGCUUACAAGGGCACACUUGUGCGAGAGCAGACAUCGACUCGAUGAAAAUUAAUUCCUUAGUUUAUUGAAUACAAAUGAAUAACUGCAAUGACCAGCAGGCACCGCUGAUGUCACGACUUCUGAAAAUCGGGUUGCUGUUUUACUGCCCACACCAAACAUCGAUGAUGGCUGAUGAGAGAAAAAAUCCUUUCUUGUUUCCUGUUUCACUGCAUUUGUUUGUAAUCCGGUUUCCGAGCGUGAUCAUUUUGUAACGAGACACAGCAAUAUAGAUUUAUAACAUUAACUGGCGGCGUUUAUUUGGUUGCUGUUGUCUGGCUUUCUACCCCCCCCCUCCCCCCCAAAUAAAUAAGCAAUUGUAGCUCACCAGGUAACACAGGAUGUCGUGUCUUUACCAUGACAGAUGAACAUCUGUUUCCCGAGAUGUGUAUGUGCUCUCCUUCCGUACCCUACGUGUCUGCUCUUAAAAAAAAACAAAAAUAAAAUAUUUACCAAUAAAA
Messenger RNA from Lethenteron reissneri (Far Eastern brook lamprey), 5836 nucleotides. RefSeq names its product protein WWC2-like. Gene Ontology annotation, molecular function: kinase binding; molecular adaptor activity. Gene Ontology annotation, biological process: regulation of hippo signaling; negative regulation of organ growth; regulation of DNA-templated transcription. Lineage: Eukaryota; Metazoa; Chordata; Hyperoartia; Petromyzontiformes; Petromyzontidae. The record is from RefSeq and is a predicted model, not a curated record. Gene Ontology annotation, cellular component: cytoplasm.